Molecule: messenger RNA, 4038 nt
Organism: Myripristis murdjan (pinecone soldierfish)
Lineage: Eukaryota; Metazoa; Chordata; Actinopteri; Holocentriformes; Holocentridae
Product: glutamate receptor ionotropic, NMDA 1-like
Exons: 24
Coding region: 1-3156 (1051 amino acids)
Biological process (GO): monoatomic ion transport
Cellular component (GO): membrane
Molecular function (GO): signaling receptor activity; ligand-gated monoatomic ion channel activity
Source: RefSeq, a predicted model, not a curated record
AUGAGCAGUGGCUCACCUGGUGCAGCUUUGGUCACCUGGUUGGAGGCCCUGCCGCCCUCAGGGCUUCAGGAGGGCGGCUCCUCAGUCGGCUGCCUGCGACUGCACUUCUGCUCCAGCAGGCGGCGCUGCUGCUCCAGCUGUGCACCAUCAUCCUCUGACCCACAUCUGACGCGGCCGACACGAAGCACCGAGCAGCUCCCAGCACCUGUCAGCCCCGUCACUGCUGAACAGCACCUUCCUCUUCCUCACUUUCCUCCGUGGGUUUCUAAGCGGGGCUCGGGGCCCCCGGGCGGUCCUGAGGGGCCCCCGAGCGGUCCCGAGGGGGGUGAUGGUGCAAUGGAGCUGCGUGGCGUGCUGCUGCUGGCCGUGCUGCAGUGCUGCUCGGUGGCGAGGUGCGGCUGCGAGCCGCGGCUGGUGAACAUCGGCGCCGUGCUGAGUCAGCGGCGCUACGAGCAGGUGUUCAAGGAGGCGGUGAGCCAGGCCAACGCUCUGUACGGCCGCGACAAGUUCAAGAUGAACGCCAUCUCCGUCACGCAUAAACCCAACGCCAUCCAGAUGGCCCUGUCCGUCUGCGAGGACCUGAUCUCCAACCAGGUGUAUGCCAUCCUGGUCAGCCACCCCCCCCAGUCCAACGACCACCUGACGCCCACGCCCGUCUCCUACACCGCCGGCUUCUACCGGAUCCCCGUGGUCGGCCUGACCACCCGCAUGUCCAUCUACUCUGACAAGAGCAUCCACCUGUCCUUCCUCAGGACGGUGCCUCCGUACUCCCACCAGGCUCAGGUGUGGUUCGACAUGAUGCGCGAGUUCAGGUGGAACCACAUCAUCCUGAUCGUCAGCGACGACCACGAGGGCCGAGCGGCACAGAAGAGACUGGAGACGCUGCUGGAGGAGAGAGAGACCAAGACUAAAAACAGGAACUAUGAAAACCUCGACCAACAGUCCUUUGACUUCAGGAGAGGACCCAAGGCGGAGAAGGUGCUGUUGUUCAGCCAGGACACCAACCUGACCGCUCUGCUGCUGGAGGCCAAAGACCUCGAGGCCAGAGUCAUCAUCCUCUCUGCCAGUGAGGAUGAAGCUGCUGCAGUGUAUAAAGCCGCCCGGCAGCUGAACAUGACCGGCUCUGGCUACGUCUGGCUGGUCGGUGAGAGAGAGAUGACCGGCAAAGCUCUGAAUGAAGCACCAGAUGGCCUGCUGGGCCUCCAGCUCAUAAACGGUAAGAACGAGUCGGCGCACAUCACGGACGCGGUGGCGGUGGUGGCUCAGUCGCUGCAGGAGCUGUUUGAGAAGGAGAACAUCACGGAGCCGCCGCGAGGCUGCGUGGGAAACACCAACAUCUGGAGGACCGGGCCGCUCUUCAAACGGGUGCUGAUGUCAUCCAAGUACCCCGACGGCCUGACGGGGCGGAUCGAGUUCAAUGACGACGGCGACCGGCGCUUCGCCACCUACAGCAUCCUCAACUACCAGCAGAAGCCCGGGCGCCUCGUCCAGGUCGGCGUCUUCAACGGCUCGCAGGUGGUGAUGAACACUCAGAGGAAGAUCAUUUGGCCUGGAGGAGAGACAGAGAAACCUCGAGGAUACCAGAUGUCAACCAGACUGAAGAUUGUGACGAUCCACCAGGAGCCGUUUGUUUACGUGAAGCCGACGAAGAGCGACGGGACGUGUAAGGAGGAGUACACCGUGAACGGAGUGGUGAUCAAGAAGGUGAUCUGCACCGGCCCCAAUGGGACUAUCCCAGGCCAGCCCAUCGUGCCUCAGUGUUGCUAUGGUUUUUGCAUCGACCUGCUCAUCAAGCUGGCCAUGAACAUGAACUUCACCUACGAGGUGCACCUGGUGGCUGAUGGGAAAUUUGGCACACAAGAGCGCGUGAACAACAGUAACAAGAAGGAGUGGAACGGCAUGAUGGGAGAGCUGCUGGGCGGCCUGGCCGACAUGAUCGUGGCUCCGCUCACCAUCAACAACGAGCGCGCUCAGUACAUCGAGUUCUCCAAGCCCUUCAAGUACCAGGGGCUCACCAUCCUCGUCAAGAAGGAAAUCCCUCGCAGCACUCUGGACUCGUUCAUGCAGCCGUUCCAGAGCACACUGUGGCUGUUAGUCGGUCUGUCGGUCCACGUGGUGGCAGUGAUGCUUUACCUAUUAGACCGGUUCAGCCCGUUUGGAAGGUUUAAAGUGAACAGCGAAGAAGAAGAAGAAGACGCCCUCACCCUGUCCUCCGCCAUGUGGUUCUCAUGGGGAGUACUGCUGAACUCUGGGAUAGGAGAAGGAGCUCCCAGGAGUUUCUCAGCGAGGAUUCUGGGUAUGGUGUGGGCGGGUUUUGCCAUGAUCAUCGUGGCGUCGUACACUGCCAACCUGGCAGCCUUCCUGGUGCUGGACCGGCCUGAGGAGCGCAUCACUGGCAUCAACGACCCCAGGCUGCGUAACCCAUCAGAUAAGUUCAUCUACGCCACAGUGAAGCAGAGCUCGGUGGACAUCUACUUCCGGCGGCAGGUGGAGCUCAGCACCAUGUACCGGCACAUGGAGAAACACAACUACGAGAGCGCCGCCGAGGCCAUCCAGGCCGUCCGAGACAACAAGCUGCACGCCUUCAUCUGGGACAGCGCCGUGCUGGAGUUCGAGGCGUCGCAGAAGUGCGACCUGGUGACGACAGGCGAGCUCUUCUUCAGGUCUGGAUUUGGGAUCGGGAUGAGGAAGGACAGUCCCUGGAAACAGAACGUCUCCCUGGCUAUUCUCAGCUCUCAUGAGAACGGCUUCAUGGAGGAUCUGGACAAGACGUGGGUUCGAUACCAGGAGUGUGACUCCAGGAGCAACGCUCCGGCUACGCUCACCUUCGAGAACAUGGCAGGUGUGUUCAUGCUGGUCGCCGGCGGCAUCGUCGCUGGAAUCUUCCUCAUCUUCAUCGAGAUCGCGUACAAGCGACACAAAGACGCUCGCAGGAAACAGAUGCAGCUCGCCUUCGCCGCCGUCAACGUGUGGAGGAAGAACCUGCAGGAUAGGAAAAGUGGUAGAGCAGACCCCGAGCCCAAAACCUCUUUUAGGUCCAUCACUUCGACCUCCGACCUCAAACGCCGUAGGGCCUCCGGGGACGCCACGCCGUACCCCACUGACAUCACCGGCCAGCUCAACCUAUCAGAUCCCUCCGUCAGCACCGUCGUCUGAGAGAGAGACAGGAGCUGCUGCACUGCUGCUAUGCCUGCUGAGCCACACACACACACACACACACACACACACACACACACACACACGUACACACACACACACACGGACUGAGCUUCCUCCAAAACAGGAAGUGGGAUACGAUGGCAUCAGGACUUUGGACAGCGACACACUGUGCCAUCUGGAAACACACACACACACACACACACACAUACAUACACACACACACACACACACACACCACCUGUCAACCCGUACCCAGCUCCUCAUGAGCCCUGCUCCACCCAGUACACACACACACACACACACACACACACUCACACACACACACACACACACACACACACACUCACACACACACACAUUCGUCUUGUAGCUGUCACUCCCUUCUAUACCGAGAGGGUCUUUUAUUUUGAAGAAGCGUUUGACCUUUAUUUUGCUGAGACGUGGUGUUUAGCGGCACGCGGUCAGUAGAUUAGUCGAUCUGUGAUGUCAGUCUCUUCUACCUCCACAGCUCUGAUUCGACCUGCCACUCACACCCACAGCCAAUCAGAACCUCCCGCCGGCCGCCUGGCCCCGCCCCCUGCAGCCGGCCAAUCGCAGCUUCUGCUCAUUUCUUCACUUUUCCGACAUCAAACUUUUCCGACGUCGCACGUUUUCCUCGCCAAGAUCAAAGCGUGAGCCGAUCGCGACAGAGCCGACUGGCCCCGCCCACCAGCCGACUGGCCCCGCCCACCAGCCGAGACGCCGCCGCCUCUCAGCGUCUGAUGCUUUUAUUUUUGGGAGUGGCGAGCGCGAAGCGUCUGAAACCUGAGCAGGUUCUCCUGAUUUCUGUCAGGAAGCAUGACGAGCGGCAGGAAAACGCUUCUCCAGCUCAUUUUCUCG